This is a messenger RNA of Fusarium pseudograminearum CS3096, 606 nucleotides long. RefSeq lists its product as uncharacterized. NCBI's taxonomy places the organism in Eukaryota, Fungi, Ascomycota, Sordariomycetes, Hypocreales, Nectriaceae. Gene Ontology annotation, molecular function: structural constituent of ribosome. Gene Ontology annotation, biological process: mitochondrial translation. The transcript is spliced from 2 exons. The record is from RefSeq and is a predicted model, not a curated record. The coding region runs from base 1 to 606 and encodes 201 amino acids. Gene Ontology annotation, cellular component: mitochondrial large ribosomal subunit; ribosome.
AUGGCCGAGGUAGCAAAGACGGUGGCUCGCCAAUUGCCUGGCUUCAAGCUGGGACAGAAGCAGGUUUUCUUGCCCAACCAUGUAAUCACUUUUCUACGAAAAGAGCAUCUCCCACCGAACGAAGCCACUUUCCAGGUCCCUCUCCGAUUCACAAAGUUCGAUCUUCGAGAUUACCUGUGGAAUCUAUACGAUGUCGAGGUCACAAAGGUCCGGUCGUACGUCAAGCAGCAGCCCUUAACCCAGCGCAACUCCCACUCGCGCUCAUGGUACCGCCCAAAGCCCCUCAAGGUCAUGACUGUCGAAUUGGCCAAGCCCUUCCAAUGGCCAGAGCUCCCUGAAGACCUCACACCCUGGAGCAACCAGUUGUGGAAGAUGCGUGAGGAUCUGAUGGAGAAGCGCAACGACGAACACCUUCAGCAACAGCGAUUCAAGAUUCCCCUCAAGAGCAAGCAGCCUAUGUCCAAGGAGAGACAGGAGCUGGCCGAUAUGGCCAAGAAGUUGAUGUCAGGAGAAGAGAGGUGGACCAACGACGUUGUUCUAGAUCCCAAAUGGGAAAAGAUCUUGAACAACGAGCAAAAGGCUGUGCAGCCCACGAAAGAGGCUUAA